This is a messenger RNA of Elephantulus edwardii (Cape elephant shrew), 2931 nucleotides long. It is a transcript of the gene MCM10, whose product is annotated as minichromosome maintenance complex component 10. The coding region runs from base 1 to 2931 and encodes 976 amino acids. The transcript is spliced from 20 exons. Lineage: Eukaryota; Metazoa; Chordata; Mammalia; Macroscelidea; Macroscelididae. The record is from RefSeq and is a predicted model, not a curated record. Gene Ontology annotation, molecular function: DNA replication origin binding; single-stranded DNA binding. Gene Ontology annotation, biological process: DNA replication initiation; DNA replication. Gene Ontology annotation, cellular component: nucleus; replication fork protection complex.
AUGGAUAGUAAAAGCAUUGGAAGCUCAACGAUUGGACAUCUUAAAAAAGUUGAAAUUGCUGAGGAGAAGCCUGGCGUAGCCAAUCAGUGCAGUCCUGAAACCUGCGUGCGCCUGACGUCAGAGGCAGGGUGGAGCCAAAUUGAAAUUUUGGCGCGGUUGGCUGAAAGUGCUGGGUGCCGGAACCUAGAGAGAAGCGUGGCGUGCGGGGAGGUGGUGCUCGUCGGAUGGGCCAAGAGGGGCUUCCUCGCGCCUUUUGUCGGAGAUUUUGUAGACGCUCUGAGCUGGGCUAAGGCCGAGCGGUGCGGCGCCCUUGGGGCUUCAAAAGAAGAUGAUGAUUUGUCUCUGCUGACUGCGUUACUGGAGGAGAACGAGUCCGCCUUGCAUUGUAAUUCAGAACAGGGCAACUCCUUGACGCAGGAUGCUGGUGAACCUGACCAGUUUGAUGAGCUCUUUGAUGCUGAUGGUGAUGGUGAAUCUUACUCAGAGGAGCCUGAUGACGGAGAAGUGGGAACCACUGAAGACAGGAGGGAAAACCUGGCUGCUCUCUUUGGAGAUACAGGAGACUUAUCAGAUGAAGACAUUCCUACUUCUCAGUCAGCUAAAAAUAGGACUCUGCCUGCUCCAGCCUCUGCCCCUGGUCAAGAGAAAACUAAUCAAGAAUUGCAAGAUGAAUUAAGGAAGUUGCAAGAACAAAUGAAGGUCCUACAAGAACAGCUAAAAGUAGCAACAAUCAAAGAGCCUGCAAGUCCAGUUGUUCUGCACAAAUCCUCUGGUAAAUCUCUUAAUGAGAAGAAAGUUCAAAGGAUACAGGAGUCAACUUGCUUUUCUGCAGAACUUGAUGUCCCUCCUCCACCAAAAACCAGGAGAGUGGCUCGGGCUCCCAAGAUCUCCCCUGCAGGGCCCAGAAGCUUAACUUCAGGGUUGACAAGUGUACCCUCCCAACCUCUCCAAACAAUUCCUGGGAACAAACCUAAUGGAACAUCUAGAGAUCAGAGCAUAAGCACCCCAAGAAGUUCUGGGGAACCGGCUCAGCCAGUUUCCGUGGAAGCCUUCUCCGGCUUGAGGCUCAGGCGGCCUCGAGUAUCCUCCACAGAAAUGAACAAGAAAAUGGUUGGCCGAAAACUGAUCAGAUUGUCUCAGAUCAAGCAAAAGAUGGCAAGUGAGACCCUAGAAGAAAUGGACUGGGUCACAUUCGGGGUUAUAGUGAAGAAGGUCACUCCACAGAGCUCAAACAACGGGAAGACAUUUAGCAUCUGGCGACUGAAUGAUCUUCGUGACCUGACACAGUAUGUGUCAUUAUUCUUAUUUAGAGAAGUUCACAAAGAACUUUGGAAGACCGAGCAAGGGACCGUCAUAGGAUUGCUCAAUGCUAACCCCAUGAAACCCAGGGAUGGUUCAGAAGAGGUGUGCUUAUCUAUUGAUCAUCCUCAGAAGGUCUUAAUCAUGGGUGAAGCUCUUGACCUGGGAACCUGUAAAGCAAGGAAGAAGAAUGGACAGCCAUGUACACAGAUGGUUAAUUUGAAUGACUGUGAGUACUGUCAGUAUCACGUCCAGGCGCAGUACAGGAAGCUCAGUGCAAAGCGAGCAGAUCUACAGUCCACCUUCUCCGGAGGACGAAUCCCAAAAAAGUUUGCCCGCAAAGGCACCACCCUAAAGGAACGGCUGUGUCAGGAUGGCUUUUACUACGGAGGAGUUUCUUCUGCAUCCUAUGCAGCCUCAAUUGCAGCAGCUGUCGCACCUAAGAAGAAAAUUCAAACCACUCUUACGAAUAUGGUUGUUAAAGGCACAAACCAGAUUAUUCAGGAGACGCGACAAAAACUCGGAAUACCACAAAAGAGCUUGUCUUGUUCUGAGGAGUUCAGAGAAUUGAUGGAUUUGCCUACCUCUGGAGCCAGAAACUUAAAACAACAUUUGGCUAAAGCCAGGACAACAGGGAUCAUGGGGAGCCCUAAACCUGCCAUACAGUCAAUAUCAGCAUCAGCCCUCUUGAAGCAACAAAAGCAACAUAUGUUGGAGCUAAGGAAAAAGAAAUCAGAAGAAAUACAAAAACGAUUUCUCCAGAGCUCAAGUAAAAGCGUGAGUCCAGCUCUACCAUCCUCUUCUCGACAGCCCACUACUCAGUCUCCACAGACAGGCGCCGAAUUUCCCAGGCUGGAGGGGGCUCCAGCCACACAGACACCCAAGCUUGGGCGAGGCGUCUCUGAAGGAGAUGAUAUUCUCUUCUUUGAUGAGUCACCACCACCAAGACCAAAAUUGAAUGCCUUAGCAGAAGCCAAAAAGUUAGCUGCAAUAAGCAAAUUAAAGGCAAAGGGCCAGAUUCUUACAAAGACUGAUCCAAACAGCAUGAAAAGAAAGCAAAUGGACCCCGAGGAUGUUUUGGAAGUGAAAGAACGUGUGGAAAAAAACAGCACGUUUCCCUCUGAAGAUGAAGAUGAAUUAGAGCCUGCAAGGAAAAAAUGGAGGAAGCAACUUGCCUACAUGGAAUCUGAGGAAUUUCAGAAAAUUCUAAAAGCAAAAUCUAAGCACACUGGGAUUCUCAAGGAGGCUGAGGCAGAACUGCAGGAACGCUAUUUUGAGCCACUAGUGAAAAAAGAACAAAUGGAAGAAAAGAUGAAAAACAUCAGAGAAGUAAAAUGUCGAGUGGUGACAUGCAAGACGUGUACCUACACCCACUUCAAGCUCUUGGAGACCUGCGUCAGCGAGCAACAUGACUACCACUGGCAUGAUGGUGUGAAGAGGUUCUUCAAGUGUCCCUGUGGAAACAGAAGUAUCUCCCUUGACAGGCUUCCUAAAAAGAACUGCAGUAAUUGUGGACUCUUCAAAUGGGAACGGGAUGGAAUGCUCAAGGAAAAGAAAGGUCCAAAGAUUGGAGGAGAAACCCUCUUACCAAGAGGAGAAGAACAUGCCAGAUUUCUAAAUAGCCUUAAGUAA